Messenger RNA from Truncatella angustata, 2039 nucleotides. Its product is annotated as trichothecene C-8 hydroxylase. The coding region runs from base 322 to 1875 and encodes 517 amino acids. Gene Ontology annotation, molecular function: monooxygenase activity; oxidoreductase activity, acting on paired donors, with incorporation or reduction of molecular oxygen; heme binding. The record is from RefSeq and is a predicted model, not a curated record. Lineage: Eukaryota; Fungi; Ascomycota; Sordariomycetes; Amphisphaeriales; Sporocadaceae. The transcript has 5 exons.
AAUCAGGCGGUCGAUUAGUACAGGAGCGGCCAAUCGGCAGAUCAGCAAACGCCGGGGACUCGCCCGAAGUCCACUUACCAGGGCAAAUGUGGCUACGCGUGGCUUCCAUGGGGAAAAGGUUUCCACUAUGUUACGGGAAGUGUCUGCCCCGUGGUGCAUAAAUAAAAUAAUGCAGGCCGGCACGAGUGGUCAAGAUGGCUUUGGUGAUGGAAGAUCCCUGGCUCGGAUGUGUGCACAAAGACUACGCACUUCUUAUUAAGAAGGAUCUUUCCUACCUAACUUCAAACAUUCUCUCAACUUAAUCCAGAUUUAUCCAUAACUAUGACAAUGGAUAGGAUCGAGUUGACCGUUCCCUUUCGCUUAGCCGGUGUAGAAGCUCCUAUUCCGUACUUCGUGGCGAUCGUCUUUGUUUUCUUGACGUAUUUCACCUUGCAGGGCAACAAGGUCCCCGCUCUCCCGCUUGUGAAUGGAAAGAAGUUCCCCGAGAUCAGCAAUGGUCGGACGAAAAAGCACUUUGCUUUGAAUGCUUCGGAGGUCAUUCAGCAUGGAAUCGAAGCUCAGAAAGGAAGCCCCUUUCGCGCCAUCGCAGAUGUUGGUGAAGUCGUCCUUCUUCCUCCCGAGUUCGCCAACGAAAUUCGAAACGACAACCGCUUCAGCUUUGUGAAGCACGUUCGUGAGAGCUUCCAUGGCCAUUUACCAGGGUUCGUUGGCUUCGAUGAGGGCAGCCGUGACUCUAUGCUUCUCAGAUCAGUCUCACAAAAGCAAUUGACUCAUCAGUUAGCCAAGGUCACGGAGCCUCUCUCUGACGAAACCAGCACUGCUCUCCAAGAACUUCUCACCGACAACCUGGAAUGGCACACUGUUGCACUCAAGAGUACUAUUCUACAGCUUGUCGCCCGAAUCUCGUCGAAGGUAUUCCUUGGAGAUCAAUUGUGCCGAAACCAGAAAUGGCUCGAUAUCUCGGUUGGCUAUACGACAAAUGUUUUCGCAGCCGCCGAGGAACUCCGGCUGUGGCCUAGGCCUUUGCGCAAUAUUGUGCACUGGUUUCUCCCCAGAUGCCGCGUUGCUCGGAAACAGGUGAAAGAGGCCCGCAAUAUCGUUCAACCCUUAGUCGAGAGUCGAAAUCGAGAGAACGCCGAGAGGCUUGCUGCCGGCAAGGAGCCAGUUUUGUAUAAUGAUGCUAUUCAGUGGUGUGAGGAUAAUGCGAAAGGGUCGGAUUUUGACGCCCCUAUUAUGCAGCUCAUGAUGUCUGUGGUUGCUAUUCACACUACUACAGAUCUCCUAUGUCAAGUCAUGCUUGAUUUAGCAGAACAUCAUUCCAUCGUUGAACCGCUGCGCAAUGAGGUAAGGACGAUUUUACAAGAGGGUGGAUGGAAAAAGACUUCACUAUACAACAUGAAAUUGUUGGAUAGUGUUGUGAAAGAAUCACAGCGACUAAAGCCCAUAACCAUCGCUAGUAUGCGCCGUGUAACGACCGAGGAGGUCAGACUUUCUAAUGGUUUGGUUUUGCCGCCAGGUACCAAGACUGCGGUUUUGGCAAACCGCAUGUGGGAUCCAAGUGUGCACGAGAACCCCCUCGAAUGGGAUGGAUACCGAUUCUUCAACAUGCGACAGCUACCGGGGAAAGAGCAGGUUUCGCAACUGGUCAGCACCAGCGCGGAUCAUCUCGGCUUUGGACACGGUCAACAUGCGUGCCCAGGCCGAUUCUUCGCGGCAAAUGAAGUCAAAAUCGCAUUGUGUCACCUGUUGAUUAAGUACGACUGGCGUUUAGCUCAAGGGGCCAAACCCAAUGUCAGACGCUACGGUUUCUCCCUGAGCGCGGAUCCUCUUAUACAAGUUCAGCUUAGCAGGCGCAAGGAGGAUAUUGAAGCAUAAGCCACUUCAAUGGAUCAAUGUUCGAAUAUCACAUUGGCGGAAAGGACAUUUAAAAGAAAAAAGUAUAGCAGAUGGAUUGAGAUCGCCCUAAUUAGUAAUACCGUUAGUCUUAUUCUUAUAAUUAGGCAGCUGAAGGAAAUCAUGUUAGUCUGCUCAAUGUACCU